Owenia fusiformis is the source of this 3451-nucleotide messenger RNA. The record is from the annotation of a GenBank genome assembly. Lineage: Eukaryota; Metazoa; Annelida; Polychaeta; Sabellida; Oweniidae.
GCGUUUGUCAUUGAUUGUUGUUCACGACCAAAAAAAUAUUAUCAAUUUUUUAACUAAAAAUGCUUGAUUUCAUGGAAUAGGGAAGCAUCGGAUAUCUCCCAAAAUGCCAAGUUCAUACAAAAACCAAAAAUUUUCUUCUUUGAAAAAAGAGUGCCUCAAAAAAGGAGAACUAUUUGUAGAUUCAGAAUUUCCACCAAACAACAAAUCGUUAUUUUACAGUAAAGUUGACAAUGACAUUGAAUGGAAAAGACCCAAGGAGUUGUGCAAAGUGCCAAAGUUGGUUGUAAAGGGAGUGUCCUGCGAUGACCUGAGUGAGGGAGAACUGGGAAACUGCUGGUUUGUUUCCGCUUGUUCUAGUCUCGCACAGGAGUCAAAGAUGUGGGCAAAGGUUAUCCCAGAUAUAAAAGAGCAGGAAUACAGCAACGAAGCCCCAUAUGCUGGGAUAUUACAUUUCCAAUUUUGGCGAUUUGGCGAUUGGAUAGAUGUAGUGAUAGACGAUUUACUUCCUACAAAGGAUAACAAAUUAAUAUUCUGUCACUCAAAUUCUAGCAAUGAAUUUUGGAGCGCUUUGCUGGAAAAGGCGUAUGCAAAACUGUAUGGUGACUAUGAGUCUCUAGUAAAUGGAUGCACAGCAGACACGCUCGUUGACUUCACUGGUGGAGUCGCAGAGUCACAUGAUCUCACACUUUUCGAUUUACACGACAAGGAUGGUCUAAAUAAUUUUUUUCUGGACUUGAGAGAUGGAAUUGAAAAUCGCUCAUUAAUUACUGCUUGCAUCAGUUGCGAAAAAGAUGAAAUUGGACAAGAGUGUGAGCAAGGUUUAAAAAAGGGUCACAGUUACGGUGUGACGGCAAUUAAGAAAAUUGAAGUGAUGAAAAAUCUCAAGGCCCAGCUUGGUAAUGAACUCUACCUGGUUAGGAUAAGGAAUCCAUGGGGAACAGAAGAAUGGACUGGAGCAUGGUCAGACAAUUCCCGGGAGUGGCAGAUGGUAAAUGCACAGGACAGAGACAAGAUGGGGAUAGUGUUUGACAAGGAGGGGGAGUUCUGGAUGUCAUUUGAUGACUUCCUGAAGCACUUUACUGGUAUAGACGUCUGCCAUUUUGUGAACACUGCAUUCUUCUCACUAAAGCGAACAUGGCAUGAGGCCCUACUGCCUGGAAAUUGGACAAGAGAACUAAGUGGGGGAUGCAGUGCAGAGAACCCACAAGGGUUCCUGUUUAACCCUCAGUUUGUGUUUGACAUCAAUGGUCCAAAGGAUGUGAUCAUGAUAUCUCUAGAGCAAGAUGAUGCAGGAAAGGAAAGAAAACUUGGAUCAUCACAUGACCAGAUUGGAUUCCAUGUAAUGAAGGUUGAAACGAACAGACGCUACAGAGUGCACGUCCCUGGUGAGAAGAUACAUGAAACUGAGUUUGUCUUCAAGCGUUGCCAAUUUGCACGAUUCCAUUUAGAGAAAGGCCGCUAUGUUAUAAUUCCUUCCAUAUUUAAAGCAGGCAUUCAAGGAAAGUUCCUACUAAGGCUUUACACUGGAAGUAAUGCUCUUGCAAAGGAACUAGUGGAGGACGCACCUGCCAGCAAGUGUUGUGUUAAGCCACAUGUCAUGGUAACAUGUGUUGACAUCAUAAAUGCAGAGGGCCUCGCCAAGAACGAAAAAAACACCACUGACCCAUAUGUUGUGAUCAAAUGUGAGGGAGAAACUGUCAAGUCAGAGUGGAACAAAGAAACUCUUGAUCCAGUCUGGAACUUGAAAACUAUAUUCUACAGGAAGAAACCAGAUAUUCCAAUUACUGUUGAGGUGAUGAACCACAAUACAAUGUUAGAUGACUUUAUGGGAAUAGCUGAGGUGCCAGAAACAGGCCUCGACUCCGAAGAGUCAAAGGAAUACAAACUCAUGGGCAAGGGAAAGAAAGAAAAAGAUGUUGAAAAACCUGGGACUUUGUUUUUGAAGAUUCGGUCCAGUAAUGAUUUGGGAGAAUUGUAAUGUGAGAAGUCUGUCGUCAUGUGACAAAUAAGUUGCAAUGUGACAGGUGGAGGAUCAGGGUUAUUGGGAAAGGGUAUUGGACAUGAUCGCCUUGGAUAUCAAGAAAAACUUUGAUCAGUUCUUCUUGUUGAAUAUAAAAAUCAAUAUGUGAAACUCAGCAAUGACUCAACCCAUACACUGAAAGUGGAUCAGGCAUUACUCCAGGUCAAGCCGGACUUGCAGAACCUCAAAUGAAUCGAUUUUCAAUUAUACAGAAGACCAUUCUGGACAAUUGGGCUGUAAACUUCCUUGCUGAAUCUUUCCAAUGAUUUAAAGAGGCUGGACCUGACCUAGAACACUGAUGCCCGCAACAAUAUACAGUCUUUAAGAUUAAGGUCAAGCCUAGUAUUGGGAGAGCUUUCUGUGAAAUAUUAAAAUUAAGUUUCAUAAUACUUAUAUUGUGUAUAUAGUACAUCCAUUUUUCAAAUCAUGUGUGGGAGAGUCAAAGAUAAGCCAUGAAAUCCAACUUUUUAGAUAUUGCCUUGUAUGAUUGCCUUGCAUGUAAUAAUGAAUAGCAUAAUUUUAUAAUUAUGUACAUAUACAUAUACCUUGUAUAGUACUAUAUAUUGUUUGCUUGCCUUAGCUUGUCUGUAUGAUCACUAAGUUUUCAUCCAGUGUAAUAAUUAUUACUGUAUACAGUAUCUGCAUAUUAAAUUGUUGUUUAAAUUAAGUUAAACUAAACUCAUUAAAUGUGAUUGCCAAUGAGCAGCUUUUAUAUUUUAUAUACUGUUACACUUAGUAUCAACAUUUUUAUAGAUAUGGCUGUUUACAAAUAUAUUUUUGAAAAAUGUCAAUUUUAGUUUGGCAAAGAAAUAAUAUGAUGAUAAUGCAUAAAAUGUAUUUACAUUUAUGAGUUUUGAAAGGUUCAUGAUGAAUAUAUGAUAAGUACUGUACACAUACACCGAGUGUAACGUACAGUACAGUUUAUUGCUAAAAAUAACAUGUUAAGAAAUAAUGUUUAUGAAAAUGUUAAUUUUUGAAUACUUUGUGAUAUUUAUUUAUUUGUUUUGCCAAGAGAUCUACUCUUUAGAACUGGUUUAGGUCUUUUUUAAGACAGAAAUUGAAUAAUCCAAAUAAUAUUAAUAAACUGUUAUACUGUUAGUCAAUAAAAGAUAUAUAUAUAUUUCGUAGCCUAGGUAGAGCAGUUUAAUGGUUAAUUCAAUAAAUAAAACAAUUUCAAAAUAUUCUGAAUAUAAUGAAAUCAAAUGUUAAAAAAGCAAAAUUGACCAUUGCACUGUUUUAUUCAGGCUACUUUUCAUUCUCAUGUACUAUGUACAGAGUCUGUGUAAUACCUUGGUCACAUUUGCUCAGAUUUUCACUACGGCGCCUGGCCAAUUGAGUAUUUUGUUCAAAAUUGAAUACAAUAUUGAACAAAACACUCAAUCGGGCAGGCGCCGGCUGAUGGAUCAGAGCAAAUGUGACCAAGGCAUAAGC